Archocentrus centrarchus (flier cichlid) is the source of this 1450-nucleotide messenger RNA. It is a transcript of the gene aurkb, whose product is annotated as aurora kinase B. Gene Ontology annotation, molecular function: ATP binding; protein kinase activity. Gene Ontology annotation, biological process: protein phosphorylation. NCBI's taxonomy places the organism in Eukaryota, Metazoa, Chordata, Actinopteri, Cichliformes, Cichlidae. The transcript is spliced from 10 exons. The record is from RefSeq and is a predicted model, not a curated record. The coding region runs from base 164 to 1171 and encodes 335 amino acids.
UUUUGAAAACGUUGGCGGCCGAGGAAGUUCUAGUUUACAAGAUUGGGAUUUUUACGCUGUAAAGUUAACAGUGGUUUUUCUUCACUACGAUGCAGGAUGUAACGGUGAGUUGUAGAGGUGGCCCUUCCACUGAGUGCAAGAGUGUUCCAAAGAAUAAAGACUUAUGAGAAGGUAUAUGAAAAAUAAGGAAAAUUACGAGCCCAGGGGUCCAAUAAGACCGUUUGCCACACCGAACCUGGCAGGCCCACAACGAGUUCUGAUGAAGCAACGAACAGAGACACUCAAAAAUGCUGUCACGGGUCCUGCGAGGGAAUGUGGAAGCUCAUCUGCUAGCUCAGUUUCAAAAAAAAUUUCCAUUGAUGAUUUUGACAUUGGUCGACCACUUGGAAAGGGAAAGUUUGGAAACGUCUACCUUGCAAGAGUGAAGAAGUUACAGGCAAUUGUGGCGCUGAAGGUGUUGUUCAAGUCUCAGAUGGAGAAGGAAGGCGUGGAGCAUCAACUCAGGAGGGAGAUUGAGAUUCAGGCUCAUCUCAAGCAUCCAAACAUCCUGCGCUUCUACAAUUACUUCCAUGAUCGUAAGAGGGUGUUUUUAGUGCUUGAGUAUGCCCCACGUGGUGAAAUGUACAAAGAGCUACAGAGAUGUGGUAGAUUUGAUGAUCAGCGUACUGCCACGUACAUGGAGGAGAUAUCUGAUGCACUAAUGUAUUGCCAUGAGAAGAAAGUAAUUCAUCGUGACAUCAAGCCUGAGAAUCUUCUUCUUGGUUAUCGUGGAGAACUAAAAAUUGCUGAUUUUGGUUGGUCUGUCCAUGCACCUUCUCUAAGACGUCGCACAAUGUGUGGGACACUGGACUAUCUUCCUCCUGAAAUGAUUGAGGGACACACCCACAGUGAGAAGGUGGACUUGUGGUGCAUUGGAGUCCUCUGCUACGAGUGCUUAGUCGGCAACCCACCGUUUGAAACUGCAAGCCAUUCAGAAACAUACAAAAGGAUUAUGAAGGUGGAUUUGAAGUUCCCUAAAAUUGUCUCUGAUGGUGCCCAAGAUUUGAUCUCCAAGCUGCUUCGUCACAACCCCAUCGAUCGCCUCCCGCUACAGAAUGUCAUUGACCAUCCGUGGGUGCGCACCAACUCUCACAGGCUCUUACCUCCUACUUGCCCUGUCAAGAAAUCCUGAGGUCCCCCUGGCGAGCCUGCCGGCCUUCCUCUGAUGGGUUUUUUUAUCCCUCUGCAAGAGACUCUGGCCCAGCAUAUUUUGUUUUCACUGCCAUGGGCUUCAAACUGCCAUUAUUUUGGCACAUUUUCUGAUGCUAUACAUAAGAAGGGUUCAGAUUAUUAUAUCAUACAUGACAAAGAUAAACAGCAAAUCCUGAGAACCUUCAAAUGCAGAGAAUCUUUCACUUCUUUUGCUUUAAAAUGACAGCAGUUUUUGCUAUUUAUUUUUCUAUCCAAGCAU